AGAUCUCUAGCUUUGAUCGAUCGAUCUUUUUUUCAAUAUUGGAAGCUAGCAUUUUUCUUUUUAAACCCAUCGAUGGACGUAUCCGAAUUGAAAAUGGAUGUGCAUAUAUAGAUAGCUAGGUUUAAUUUAAUCUCAUCUUAUCCUCGAUCUCUAUCUCUAGUCUAGCUAGAUAAGAUAAUAACAGAUCCUCUAAAAUCUCGGAUUUUCCUCCUAAAUAUAUAAAACGUCCAUCGGCCGGCCAUUUGAUAGAAAUAUUAUAUAGUAAUGAUAAAAAUGGGGAAGGCGUCAUCAUCAUCUUUAUUGCUGAGUUUAAUAUUAUAUGUGAUUGUGGUUUUGGUAUGUGGGGUGAAUAGUAGCGGUGUGGGAAUAUAUGAGCUGAAGAAUGGGGAGAUGUCGGUGAACAUUACCAACUACGGCGCCACUCUCCUCUCCCUCGUCUUGCCCGAUCGACAUGGCAUCACUUCUUCCCUUUUCUCUAUUCCGUUCACCUUCUAAUUACCAGUAUAAUAAUUCUGGUGUUUAAUUAGAUGUACUUCUUAAAAUCGCUUCUGCGGUUUCACGGAGUAGAAGUAUUUGAGUGAAAGUGCAUAAGUAGUGCUCCAAAUUACUUCUGGAAAUAGUUUUUUAGAAGACGUGGAAGAACCAUUUCUGAAAAACUGAUUCGGAUUUUGCUUCUGUUUGAAAAAGUGAAAUGGAAACAGAAUAUAUGAGUUUAUUAAAUUGGAUUCCAUCUGCAUGUACGUAAUGUUUGUUCUAAAAACGUUUUCUUUAUUUUUGGUUUUGAUAGGAAAAUUGCAGGAUGUGCUUCUCGGGUUUGAUUCCCUCGAUGGUUACAAGAAUGAUACGACAUACUUUGGAGGACUGGUUGGACGGGUAGCCAAUAGAAUCGGGGGAGCAAGGUUCAGUUUGAAUGGGGUCCAGUACAAACUCCCUGCCAAUGAUAAUGGCCGCAACACCCUCCAUGGUGGUAGCAUAGGAUUCAGUGAUGUUAUAUGGACAGUUGAAGAGUACGUUCAGAACCGCCAUCUCUUACUCUCCUACAUGAGUCCCGACGGAGAACAAGGAUUUCCAGGUGAUGUGAAUGUGAGUGUGAGAUACAUGCUACUGGGCAAAAACAAACUAGGCAUAAGGAUGAAAGCCAAGGCUGUGAACAAGGCAACCCCUGUGAAUUUAGCCUCACACUCCUACUGGAACCUUGCUGGCCAUACCAGCGGAGACAUCUUGUCCCACACCAUCCAGAUCUUCGGGUCCAGCAUCACCCCCGUAAAUGACGAUCUCAUCCCCACGGGGGCGAUCCAGCCCGUGAAAGGGACACCGUAUGAUUUCCUACAACCGCGCGAAAUCGGCAGCAAGUUGAACCGACUCCCCAGAGGAUACGACAUCAACUACGUGUUGGAUGGCAUAGAGGGAAUGCCGCCACGCCACUUGCACAGGGUGGCUGUGGUGGAAGAGCGCAAGUCGGGUAGGAAAAUGGAGUUGUGGACCAAUAAGCCCGGGGUGCAAUUUUACACUAGCAAUAUGUUGAAUGAUACGGCGGGGAAAGGCGGGUUUGUGUAUCGAAAAUAUGCCGGGUUGUGUUUGGAGACGCAAGGCUUUCCAGAUUCCGUCAACCAUCCAAAUUUCCCUUCACAGGUUUUAAAUCCAGGGGACACUUAUGAUCAUGUCAUGGUUUAUAGGUUCACUGCUCACACCACAAGCUAUGGGCGGAAGGGUGCAUUUUGAUCUAUCUGAUCAGCAACGUUUAAUUACUACCUUAGUUAAUAAAUUUGAACUUUAGUGGAGUAGCUUUUCCCAUACAGUCAAGCAUUGUUUUUUUUUGUAAUUUUAGCCUAGUGACUAGUAUCUAUUUUCCGUGUCGAAAAUGAUAAUGUAGCAGACUUCUUUGUCAAACCCAUCCUUCAAUCGUUCAAAAGAAAAAAACAUCCUUAAAUUGUUCUUAUAAUAAUUUACUCUAAUUGGUGUUGUGUGUUAUGCUUCGAAAGUUUGAAUCCCCC
Messenger RNA from Cuscuta epithymum, 1994 nucleotides. The record is from the annotation of a GenBank genome assembly. NCBI's taxonomy places the organism in Eukaryota, Viridiplantae, Streptophyta, Magnoliopsida, Solanales, Convolvulaceae.